AGCACAUGCUGUAAUGCUGAUGAAGAUGAGAAGGAGGAGGGGGAGGACCUGUGCGUGUCUCCGUGCAGCCUCCGGAGCGCAGGGCGGGGCGACACCGCGCAGCAGCAGCAGCAGCAGCUCCAUCACCGCUCCCCGACAUCAACCUCCUGCUCGUCCUCAGGCCGCGGUAUGGACCUCGGAGCCUGGCCCGUUUCCUCUGAAUCACAGCGGGUCCGGUUCGAGCUGCGGUCCACUGGGGUGAUGAUGAUGACGGUAGUGGUGUGCAGUUAGAGCUGCAGAGUGAAUCCGUGCGCGGAGCGGAAACACCGCAGCAGAAAAACUGCCAUUGUUUGUAUGCGCGGCAGCCCGAGAGGGAGAAGCUGGAGUUUGGUGAAGCCGUCGGACGGAGAGGCACCAUGCUGUCCCCGCUGUUCCUCACCGUGUGUCUGCACUGCUUUGUCCGGGGUGCGUGGGCGCUGCAGGCGUCACUGAACGAUGACGGUCUGAUCGUGGCGACCCUGGAGAGCACCGACCUGCAGGACAACGUCAUGGCGUACGCUGCUCAGCUCUCCGGAGAACCCCGGCUGAUCCUGGUUCCGUUUGUGAACACCAGCCAGCCUCUGCUCAUCAACACGUCGUUUCAUGGGCUCUGCUACAGUGUGGGGCUGCUGGUUAAACUGGGACAGACCUGGUCCAGAACCACAAAGGCUGUGCCUGUGCUCACAAAGCCACUCCCUGUGCACACUGUUCAGAUCUCAGACUACAGAGAGGCUCCAGAGACCGGUGUGGUGUUUGAAAUCGACGCUCCAGCCAGGAACGUCUUCAGCAGAGUGAACAUCAGCUACACAGAGGGGCAGGAGCGGCGCUCCAUGCUCUACAAAGAUUUCUACAAGGGGAAGACGGUGUUUAAGCACUGGUUACCGGGUAUCUGCUACCAUAACAUCACCUUCCAGCUGAUCUCUGAGGCCACCGUGAACCAGACUGCGCUGGUUUCACGCAGUGACAUCACACACUCACCUGUACACCACAGGACAGUGCCCCACCCCCCCCUCAACAUUUCUCAUAAGAUUAUCCACCUGAGCCCCAGAGUGGGUCCAGGUGAGGCCCCCAACGUGGUCCCUUCUGAGGGUGGCCGCGAGGGCCUGGGAGGCGAGGGCCUGGGAGGCGAGGGCCUGGGAGGCUCCCGCCGAGCCCGGAACAUUCUGCUGAUGGAGGAGCGGGAGGCGGAGGAGACUCACUCAGUGGAGGAGAAGCCCUCAGAUAAGGUGGCAGGAGCUGCUGCUCAGAUCCCCUCUAGCUCAGCACAGAACCUGACAGGAACCCCCACCACCAACCUGAUCACCAACCAGUCGACGGAGGCCGAGACUCACACCUACUGGCUGAAACCGACCGAUUUGCCUCCUGCCCACAGGGCAGAGGAGUUCGUUAACGCUGUGGUGCCCGAGUACGAAGACUCCAACGAGACUGGCUCAGCCAUGGGUCUCCCCUCUGAGGCCUCGGUCCAGCCCACCAAACCGCCCCCCGUCCUGCUGGAGCUGCGCUGGCUACCACCCAGACCCCCCACCGGCUACGACGGCUUCAACAUCUACAUCUACAAAGAUGGGAACUCUACAGAAACAGCCACAGUGGACGGAAACACCCAUGAGUUCUUCACCGAGUUAACAGAGCCGGGGACAUACCGAGUCCAGGUCACCACGCUGAGCUCAUCUGGAGACUGUGAGGCCAGAGAGAGCGCCGCUGACACCGGCUUUGCUUUCUACCUCAGUCCUGGCAGGGAGCUGUUGGAGGAGCUGCGGGAGCGUCCUCAGGCCGUCAGCGUCCGACUGCUGGACUCCAGCACCGCCGCCAUCUCCUGGGCUCCGUCCUCUGAGAGCCACAACGGCAGCCUGGUGUCGGUGGUCUCCACAACGUGCCUGAAACCCAGUAUGAGCCAGAGGAUGGAAAACACGUACUGCAGCGAGGAAAACUCGACGAGCGACCUCAUCACUAACCUGACCCCUGGGGCUCAGUACAGGGUGGUGGUCUAUCACACUAACGGGCCCCUGAUCAGUCCGCCGUCUGAGCCCGUCAUCAUCGACAUAGAGCCCACAGGGGUCCGGGAGCUGACCGCCUACACCCUGGGUCCGACGGCGGUGAUCCUGAGCUGGCAGCGACCAUACCAUGUGGCCUUCAGGAAGUACGUCCUGCAGACCUUCUUCUUUAACCCGGUCACCCUGGCCUCGGAGUGGACCACCUACUACGAGAUCGCCGCCACCGCCUCCGUCAUCGCUUCAGUGAGAGUGACCGACCUUCUGCCGGCGUGGUACUAUAAUUUCCGUGUUUCCAUGGUGACGUGGGGCGACCCGCCGCUCAGCUGCUGCGACAGCUCGACUGUGAGCCUCGUUACAGCUCCCGAGGCCCCCCACAUCUCCGCGGUGGACUACUCCCACGGAGUGUUGUAUGUUCGCUGGACGUAUGGUGAGCUCUUUGUCGACCUGUCACACUCCAGGAUGCUGCACUGGCAGGUACUCGCUGUCGGCAAGAAGGGCCCCGAGAAGAGCUACUCCGCUGACGUCACUCGGAACGUGAUGCGGGCCAGCCUCCCUCUGCCUCCAGGUGACAUCUACAACCUGACAGUGACGGCCUGCACUGAGCGCAGCAGGAACACCUCUGUGCCGAACAUCAUCAAACUGGAGCCGGCUCCUCCCAGGGCUCUGUACGCUGUGAACGCCACUCACUCAUCCGUGACUCUGCUGUGGACUGAGGAGGGAGUGGUCGACUACUACCAGGUCCUCUGUCGGCCCAACAGAGCCAACAAGGAGCGCAAGGCCCGGGAGCCUCAGACCACCAGCUCUCACGUGGUGACAGUCUCUGGUUUGAUGCCAUCGUCCACCUACAACUGCACUGUCACCAGCUUCAGCUACAGCACACCCAGCAGACCUGCACACAUCACCAUCAGCACCACCGCUAAAGAGAUGAACCCGAGCGUGGCGGCCAUCUCAGCUCUGGCUGUCCUUAGCAUCCUGCUCCUCAGCCUGCUCAUACUUUUCCUGCUCGUUCUCCGCAAGAAACACCUGCAGAUGACCAGAGAGUGUGGAGCAGAAACCUUUGUCAACUUUGCUUCAUUUGAAAGAGAUGGAAAACUUCCUUACAACUGGCGAAGAAGCCUCUUUGCCUUCCUUACCCUACUGCCAUCCUGCCUUUGGACUGACUAUCUUUUGGCUUUUUAUAUUAAUCCUUGGAGCAAGACAGCUUUAAAGAAACGGAAGCUAACAAGCCCCGUGCAGCUGGACGACUUUGACGCCUACUUUAAAGACAUGAGUAAAGACUCAGCGUACAAGUUCUCCCUGCAGUUUGAGGAUCUGAAGAGCAUCGGCCUGGAUCUUUCCCACGAUGCAGCAGACCUGCCUGUCAACAGGUCGAAGAACAGAUACACCAACAUCCUGCCCUACGACUUCAGUCGGGUGAAGCUGAUCUCCAUGCACAACGAUGAAGGCUCCGACUACAUCAAUGCCAACUAUAUCCCAGGCUACAGACACGCUAAAGAGUACAUUGCCACUCAGGGCCCGCUGCCCGAGACACGGAAUGAUUUCUGGAAGAUGGUGCUGCAGCAGAAGUCCCCCAUCACUGUCAUGCUCACGCAGUGCAACGAGCGCCGCAGGGUGAAGUGCGAUCACUACUGGCCGUUCACAGACGAGCCGGUGAUGUACGGAGAGAUCAGCGUGGAGAUGCUCUCUGAGACAGAGUCUCCAGAAUGGACCGUGAGGAAGUUCAGACUGGGAUAUGCUGAUGAGACUCGGGACGUCCUCCAUCUGAACUACACCUCAUGGCCAGAUCACGGCGUCCCCACAGUCAACGCCAUAGAGAGCAUCCUGCAGUUUGUCCACAUUGUCCGUCAGCAGGCCAACAGGAGCAAAGACCCCAUCAUAGUCCACUGCAGUGCUGGAGUCGGCCGGACAGGGACCUUCAUUGCUUUGGAUCGCCUGAUGCAGCACAUUAGGGAGCACGAGUUUGCAGACAUCCUGGGCAUGGUGUCUGAGAUGCGAUCACACCGCCUCUCCAUGGUCCAGACUGAGGAGCAGUACGUGUUCAUACAUCAGUGUGUCCUGUUAAUGUGGCAGAAGAAGAAGCAGCAGUCCAUCACCUCGGAUGUUAUCUACGAGAACGCCAGCAAGACAUAAUGUCAAGACUCCUCCAGGCGUGCUGAACACGCCCAGCCUCCUGUGCUUCAGGCCUCCAUUCUCUGCAGAAGAAGAUCCACUUAAUCAUCAGUAUCAAAACACAAAACAGCCGAACAUCUUGCCGACAAAAGAGAAAAAAAAAA
Monopterus albus (swamp eel) is the source of this 4282-nucleotide messenger RNA. RefSeq names its product protein tyrosine phosphatase receptor type O (gene ptpro). Gene Ontology annotation, molecular function: protein tyrosine phosphatase activity; cadherin binding; Wnt-protein binding. The coding region runs from base 396 to 4139 and encodes 1247 amino acids. Lineage: Eukaryota; Metazoa; Chordata; Actinopteri; Synbranchiformes; Synbranchidae. The transcript is spliced from 27 exons. The record is from RefSeq and is a predicted model, not a curated record. Gene Ontology annotation, biological process: peptidyl-tyrosine dephosphorylation involved in inactivation of protein kinase activity; negative regulation of canonical Wnt signaling pathway; regulation of glomerular filtration. Gene Ontology annotation, cellular component: GABA-ergic synapse; glutamatergic synapse; plasma membrane.